Pisolithus orientalis is the source of this 1767-nucleotide messenger RNA. RefSeq names its product glycoside hydrolase family 13 protein. NCBI's taxonomy places the organism in Eukaryota, Fungi, Basidiomycota, Agaricomycetes, Boletales, Pisolithaceae. The transcript has 12 exons. Gene Ontology annotation, molecular function: alpha-amylase activity. The record is from RefSeq and is a predicted model, not a curated record. Gene Ontology annotation, biological process: oligosaccharide catabolic process. The coding region runs from base 1 to 1767 and encodes 588 amino acids.
AUGCUGGCUCAUCCGGAUCCACCCUCCCCGCGUGCAUGGUGGAAGUCAGCCAUCAUCUACCAGAUAUACCCAACAUCGUUCUUUGAUUCCAACGGGGACGGCAUUGGGGAUUUGAACGGCAUCCAUGCGAAGCUCGAUUACUUGAAGGACCUCGGUGUCGACGUCGUCUGGCUAUCACCCAUCUACUGCUCUCCCCUGGCUGAUAUGGGGUAUGACAUUUCGGACUAUCGCAACAUCGAUCCGAGAUACGGUACAUUGGAGGAUUGGGACAACUUACUCCAGGGAGCCCAUCAACGUGGGAUGAAGCUAAUGUUAGGUCACCGCUUUUCCUCUUUCACACCAGUCAAUCACACAUCGGAUGAGGACAACCCAAAACGAGAUUGGUACAUCUGGCGCCCAGGAAAACAAGUAGACGGAAAGCGAUUGCCACCAAACAACUGGAAGUCCGUGUUUCAAGGUUCCGCGUGGGACUACGACGAAAAUACGAAGGAGUACUAUCUCCACCUGUAUGUAAGUAAGCAGCCAGAUCUCAAUUGGGACAACCCCGAUGUACGUGAUGCCGUCUGGGAUGUCAUGCGAUUUUGGAUCAAUCGAGGGUGUGAUGGUUUUCGGAUGGACGUAAUCAACAUCAUUUCCAAGGUGGAGGGUCUGCCAGACGCGCUGGUGGUGGAUACUAGUCAGUACUAUCAGUCUGCAAGUAUGCACUUCGCCAACGGUCCGCGUGUCCAUGAGUACAUCAAGCAAAUGCAUGCAGAAGUACUUUCUAAAUACGACCUCAUCACCGUUGGAGAGACGCCAUUCACCCAUGACGCCUCACAGCUGGCGGCGUACGUUCUCCCCCAAAACAAGGAGCUCAACAUGGUGUUCAACUUCGAACUGAUGGACCUCGAUUCGCCGGAUUACUCCCCACUCGUGCGCAAGGCCUGGACGCUUGCGGAGUUCAAGGACGUGAUUAGACGGUGGCAACAGUUCAAGCGAGACGAAGGAUAUUGGAAUACGGUGUUUAUUGAGAACCACGACCACGCCCGCUCAGUCUCGCGUUUCGGGAAUGACUCUAAUGAGUGGCGGGCCAUCUCCGCUAAAAUGCUCUGCAUCCUCGAGGUGACACUAACGGGUACAUUGUACAUCUACCAAGGCCAAGAACUCGGUCUCAGGAACUUUCCGCGUAGCUGGGGACUUGAGGAAUACAAGGACGUCGCGUCUCAAAACUAUUAUAACCUGGUCAGGGUGCAACGGCAAAAGGCAGAGGGGAGGGAGGAUGUUGACAUGUCUGACUUGCUCGACCAUUUCCAGCAGAAAGCCCGCGACCACGCACGCACACCUAUGCAGUGGGACAGCUCACCCAAUGGAGGGUUCACCACAGGAGAACCUUGGAUGCGCGUCAACGACGACUAUGCCAAUUGGAACGCAGCGGCGCAACUUCAGGACCCAGACAGCGUCUACGCGUUCUGGAAACACGCGAUUGAGGUACGGAGGCAGCACGAUGUCUUGGUCUAUGGAAGUUUCGAACUCAAGUUACCAGAACACCAGCAGGUGUUUGCAUAUACCCGGGUUUUGGGAGAUUCCGAGGCGAUUGUGGUGAUGAACUUCGGCGUGAAUGAGGCUGAGAUUGACCCUGCGAGGCUGGGGGACCUAGAUGCCUGUCGGUCAAUUCUUAGAAAUUACGGAGCCAGCAGGGAUGAUGGUGGUAGGAGGUUGAAUCUCAGAGGCUACGAAGGCAGGGUGUACCUCAAGCAGGUAUUCUCGCCAGGCUGUGCGCAGAACUGA